Sander lucioperca (pikeperch) is the source of this 7835-nucleotide messenger RNA. RefSeq names its product girdin. The transcript is spliced from 37 exons. Gene Ontology annotation, biological process: cytoskeleton-dependent intracellular transport; cytoplasmic microtubule organization. Gene Ontology annotation, cellular component: cytoplasm; centrosome. The coding region runs from base 636 to 6797 and encodes 2053 amino acids. The record is from RefSeq and is a predicted model, not a curated record. Gene Ontology annotation, molecular function: microtubule binding; dynein light intermediate chain binding. Lineage: Eukaryota; Metazoa; Chordata; Actinopteri; Perciformes; Percidae.
CAACUCCCUCUGUUCAUUAGUAGGCUAUGCUGCGUUUGAACGGAGGCAGACAGGGGAUAGACAUGUAACCGGUCAGAAAUAACUUCACAUUUAAUACGAGGAGUAACCGGGGACCGGGAUCUUAAACCUUUGGAUUUUUUUCCGCUCUGGAUAUUUUCCUUUAUUUAGUCGUCUCGGGGGAAUAUUUCCCCUUAACGUUAGAUUUCCCUCUGUGAGAUCUUGAGCCAGUAACGGUCCUUUUUUUUCCCCCCAGAGCUAGCACAAAACCAUACCUGUCUCAGGUCUCAUGUAGCUAGUCAGUCUAUUCGCUUCUGUAGAUAGCUAGCUAAACCAGCGGACGCUAAAAUAGAGAAUAUCUUUAACUAAUGGUGUUCAACAAAACGAUGUGAAUUUCCCUUCCCAUGAGGUAACCAAGCCCAGCCGUUGGCAUCUGAAACAGCUGGGUCGUGUCGAGACGAUUGUGGAUUAAACGUUUUUUCCUCCCCGAAUAUCUCCGAGAAACCCCGGACCUGGUUUUUCAGUGGCCAACAUGAGCGUCGAUUUAAUUAAAUCAACUACAUGAGUGGAGCCAAAACAAACGCAUAUUUCUUCCAAGGAGUGCACAUUUUUAAACAGGGCCAGUUGUCCUAGAAAAUAUGGAAAGCGAGGUUUUUACCCCUUUGCUGGAGCAGUUUAUGCUCACGCCUCUGGUCUGCUGGGUGAAGACAGUCGGGCAGGCGACAUUGGUCGAUGGCACCCAAUUAUCAGAAUAUAUUGAAUUAGUGGAUGGGAUUUACCUGAACGAGAUAAUGCUUGAGAUAAAUCCUAAGGCCACGGUGCAGAGGACCAACAAGAAGGUGAACAAUGACGCAACACUGCGCAUCCAGAACCUUUCUAUUCUCAUCAGGCAGAUUAAAGCCUACUAUCAGGAGACUCUCCAGCAGCUGGUGAUGAUGCCUUUACCAAACGUGCUGGUACUGGGCCGGAACCCUUUGUCUGAGCAAGGCCUGGAGGAGAUGAAAAAACUGUUGCUGCUGCUACUAGGCUGUGCUGUCCAGUGUGAGAAGAAGGAAGAGUACAUUGAGUGUAUCCAGACUCUGGACUUUGACACCAAAGCUGCCAUAGCAUCCCACAUCCAAGAGGUGACUCAUAAUCAGGAGAACGUAGUGGACAUGCAGUGGUUGGAAAGUGGGGAAAUGCCUCCUGAGGACCUGGACAGCCUCUCCAGAAAUCUGGCUUUUCACCUCAAACGCCUGGUGGAUGAGAGGGACACACAGCUGGAGACUAUAGUGGAGUUAACCCAGGAGAGAGACUGUGUGCAGCUGUCUCCACUGGCUCCCUGUCCGACCCAGUCUCCCGGUGACUCCCCCAGUAUCAGGAGGACCGAAAGCCGACAGCACCUCUCAGUGGAGUUGGCUGAUGCCAAGGCCAAGAUCAGACGCCUUCGACAGGAACUAGAGGAGAAGAGUGAGCAGCUUAUGGACACCAGGCAGGAGCUUGAGAACAUGGAAGUGGAGCUCAAAAGGCUUCAGCAAGAGAGCUACCAGUUACUGUCGGACGCUCGGUCGGCUCGGGCCUACCGUGAUGAGCUGGACGCACUCAGAGAGAAAGCAAUCCGUGUCGAUAAACUGGAGAGCGAGCUGAGCCGAUACAAGGAGAGACUUCACGACAUUGAGUUUUACAAGGCCAGAGUCGAGGAGCUGAAGGAGGACAACCAGGUCCUGUUGGAGACUAAGAGCAUGUUGGAGGAGCAGCUGGAUGCUAGCCGUACCCGCUCCGACAAACUGCACCUCCUGGAGAAAGAGAGUCUGCAGCUGAAAUCCAAGCUCCACGACCUGGAGAUGGAGCGGGACAUGGACCGUAAGCGUAUGGAGGAGCUGUUGGAGGAGAACCUUGUGCUUGAGAUGGCCCAGAAACAGAGCAUGGAUGAGUCCCUGCACCUGGGCUGGGAGCUGGAGCAACUAUCCAAGACACCAGAUCUGACUGAAGCCCCUCAGAAGUCUCUGGGCGAGGAGGUGAAUGAGCUGACCUCAAGCCGCCUGUUGAAGCUGGAAAAAGACAACCAGACCCUGCUGAAGACUGUGGAGGAGCUCAGAGGAGCAGCCAGUCAGGACACCGUGACAAAGCUGGCCAAAGUCAGCCAGGAAAACCAGAGACUGAACCAGAAAUUGGAGCAGCUGGGGAGUGAACUGACAGCAGACAGAGAGUCGCUCCUUAGCGCUGAAUCACUCAGUACUGACCUGAUGAAGGAGAAGGCUUUACUGGAGAAGACUCUGGAAACACUCAGAGAAAACUCUGAGAGACAGCUGAAGGGCCUGGAGCAGGAGAACAAGCACCUGAGCCAGACGGUGUCGUCCCUGCGUCAGCGCUGCCAGGUUGGUGCUGAGGCCCGGGUCAAGGAUGUGGAAAAAGAGAAUCGCGUUCUCCACGAGUCCAUCUGCGAGACAACCGCCAAACUCAACAAGAUGGAGUUUGAAAGGAAACAACUACGUAAGGAGCUUGAAGUGGUGAAGGAGAAAGGUGAGAGAGCAGAAGAGUUGGAGAUUCAGAUUCAGAAGCUAGAAAGGGACAAUGACAGCCUGCAGAAGAAAGUUGCCAGCCUUGGAAUCACCUGUGAAAAGGUGUCUUCUUUGGAGAAGGAGAACACUGAGCUGGAGGCAGAGGGCCGUCGUCUGAAGAAGAAACUGGACACUCUGAAGAACAUGGCUUUCCAGCUGGAGGCUCUAGAAAAGGAGAACUCGCAGCUGGAGCAGGAGAACCUGGAGCUUCGGCGCUCAGCGGAGAGUCUCCGGUCAGCGGGAGCUAAGGCCGCUCAGCUGGAAGCCGAGAACAGGGAGCUGGAGAGCGAGAGGAGCCAGAUGAAGCGCAGCCUGGAACUGCUCAAGGCCUCGUCCAAAAAGACAGAGAGAUUAGAGGUGAGUUACCAGGGCCUAGAUACAGAGAACCAGCGCCUGCAGAAGGCUUUAGAGAACAGCAGCAAGAAGAUUCAACACUUGGAGGCAGAGCUGCAAGAGGUGGAGACUGAGAACCAAACCCUCCAACGCAACCUGGAGGAGCUCAAGAUCUCCAGUAAACGCCUGGAGCAGCUGGAGCAGGAGAACAAGACUCUGGAGCAGGAAAGCUCCCAGCUAGAGAAAGACAAGAAGCUACUGGAGAAGGAGAACAAGCGGCUGAGGCAGCAGGCCGAGAUCCGCGACUCCAAGCUGGAUGACAACAACCAGCGGAUCUCCACCUUGGAGAAAGAGAAUCGCACCAUGGGCAAGGAGAUGAUCUUCUUCAGGGACUCCUGCACGAGAGUCAAAGACCUGGAGAGAGAGAACAAGGAGCUGGUCAAACUGGGCACCAUCGAUAAGAAGACCCUCAAUGCACUCAGAGAGGAGCUUGUGAGUGAGAAGCUGCGGACUCAGCAGAUGAAUAAUGAUCUGGAGAAACUGACCCAUGAGUUGGAAAAGAUUGGACUGAACAAAGAGAGGCUGCUGCAUGACGAGAGCUCUGACGACAGGUUUAAGCUCCUGGAAACCAAAUUGGAGUCGACUCUGAAAUCAUCUUUGGAGAUUAAAGAGGAGAAGAUCGCCGCCCUAGAGGCCAGACUGCAGGAGUCCUCCAACCUCAACCAGCAACUUCGGCAGGAGCUCAAGACAGUGAAGAAGAACUACGAAGCGCUGCGUCAAAGGGAGGAGGAGGAGAGGAUGGUGCAGAGCUCGCCCCCUAGAGGAGGGGAGGACCCUCAGGCUUUCAGUAAAUGGGAGAAAGAGAGUCAUGAAGCCACCAGAGAACUGCUGAAAGUCAAAGACAGACUCAUUGAGGUGGAGAGGAAUAAUGCCACGCUACAAGCUGAGAAGGCGGCCCUGAGGAGCCAACUUAAACAACUGGAAACUCAGAGCUCCAAUUUGCAGGCUCAGAUAGUGGCAGUGCAGAGACAGACUGCUUCUUUACAGGAAAACAAUACGACACUACAGACACAGAACGCCAAGCUGCAGGUGGAGAACUCCACUCUGAGCUCGAAGAGUGCAUCCCUCAUGGCCCAGAACGCCCAGCUGCAGAGCCAGCAGAGCAGCGUGGAGGGUGAGCGUGAGGGUGCUCUGAAGGACAAAGAGGAGCUCAGGUCCACCUACGAGAUGCUCCUCCGCGAUCAUGAGAAGCUGGCGGCGCUCCACGAGAGGCAGGCGGCCGAGUAUGAAGCUCUGAUCGGAAAGCACGGGGGCCUGAAGAGCUCCCACAAGAGCCUGGAGCAGCAGCACCGAGACCUGGAGGACAAGUACAAGCAGCUCCUGCAGAGGAAGGGGGAGCUAGAGGAUCUGGAAAAAAAUCUGAAGGAGCAGCAGGAAAAAAUGGCGCUGGAGAAUCAAACGCACCAAGCCACAGCUGGCCAGUACAAACUGCUCAAAGAGGAAAAUGAAAGGCUGAAUAAUACCUAUCGUCAGCUGGUGAAGGACAACGAGAAUCUCCAACUGGACCAUAAAAACACAAAGAGCCAGCUGAACAGCGCCAAGCUGGACCAGACCAAGCUGGAGGCCGAAUUCUCUAAACUGAAGGAGCAGUACCAGCAGCUGGACAUCACCUCCACCAAGCUCACCAACCAGUGUGAGUUGUUGAGCCAGCUGAAAGGAAACCUGGAAGAGGAGAAUCGCCACCUGUUGGACCAGAUCCAGACUCUGAUGCUACAGAAUCGCACUCUGCUGGAGCAGACCAUGGAGAGCAAGGACCUGUUCCACGUAGAGCAAAGACAAUACAUUGACAAGCUGAAUGAGCUGAGGAGACAGAAAGAGAAGCUGGAGGAGAAGAUCAUGGACCAGUACAAGUUCUACGACCCCUCACCUCCACGCAGGCGUGGCAACUGGAUCACUUUGAAGAUGAGGAAGUUGAUCAAGCCGAAGAGCCGGGAGAGAAUGCGCUCUCUCACGCUGACUCCCUCUCGCUCAGAGUCUGGCGACGGUUUCCUGAUGUUUCCCCAGGACAGCCAGGACAGCUCGUCCAUAGGCUCUGGCUCCAACUCGCUGGACGACACACUUACACAAAAGAGGAGCAGCAGGAGGAGAGGGCAGCAGCCCCAUGCCCAAGGGCAGGGUUCUACCAAUGCUAUAAAAAGGUUGCCUUUCAUGAGGAACAGAUCCAAGGACAAAGACAAGGCCAAGGCCAUCUACCGGCGCUCCAUGUCCAUGAAUGACCUGCUGCAGACCAUGGCGGUGGCGGGCGGUCCCGGGGCUCAGUGGGCGAACAGCAUCGAGAACCUAGACGGCGCUGAGGCCGGAGAUGCUGGCAUGACGGGCAGCAGCAGGCGCAGCGGGCAGCGCAUGAAGGAGCUCGCCUUUUCCACCAACGCCAUCGACUGUGCCACCCUCACCCUGCCUACUGCAAGGCAUAGCAGGGCCAAGCACCGGCUUCAGGUCAAAGAUAAUGCCUCCUGUGAGGAUGUUGCUGGCUCCUUAGAUGACCCCAAGAGUCAAGGCCUGCAGGUGUAUAGCAGUGCUCUGGCUCAGUGUCCUUCUACUGUUGAGCUGAGUGUUAUUUGCAGGGUGCCCUGUAGCAUCUGUUCCUCCAGACCCACCAGUCUCCAUAGCAACAGGAUCACCAGUAGUAAUGGUAACAAUAACUCCCAACUCUCUUCUCCUCUGGAGGGCAAAGGCACGAACGGCAGCCUCAGCAGGCCUCACAGUGAGAGCAGCGGAGAGUUCAGCCUGAGUUUGGACCAGGAGGUGUGGUCCAGCAGCGGCAGCAGCCCAGUCCAGCAGCCCACCUCCUCGCGCUCCUCCCACCAGAGCCCCCUGCAGCUGCGCAGGUCGCUCGACCCGUCCACUGCCGCAGGCAUCCCUGGCCAGACCCAGGUCAGGAAGACGGGAUCCCCGACCAACGAGGUGCUUUCCCUGCAGCAGUUCCUGGAUGAGGGUAUUGAUCCUGCAGAGUCCGGCAGUCAGGAGAACCUCACUGUAGACUCUCCUCGCCUCUCCACUUCUUCUGAGCAUGUGCAGAAAGAACGCACUACCACAAAGGGCCGAGGCAUAUUGCGCUCAUCCAGUGCGAAAGCAGCGCCGGUCAGCUCUGAUCGCCCACCGAGAUCGGCCGGACAACCGGGUCGCCCAACCCUGCGUAAGGCAGAAAGCACCCGUGUGAGAGGCUCCGUCCCAGUCCGCUCCAGCCUAUCAUCGCAGGGCAAAGCCACGUCUGUGUCUGAGCGCCUGGACUCUGCUUCCUCCACGCUGCCCCGGGCCAGCAGCGUCAUCUCCACUGCUGAGGGCACCACUCGGCGCACCAGCAUCCACGACCUGCUCUCAAAGGACAGCCGGCAGCCCGUGUCAGUCGAUGCUUCUUCUCCCGUCGCCUCCACCAAGGCUGGGGUACGCUCCCAGCCUACGCCCAGUGAGUACCACCCCAACAGCACCAAUCUAAAGGGACCCCUUACCACCAUCACUCCCCUGCCCAAGUCACUCAGCUUACCUUGCCAUAACUUGGAGGAUCCAGACCUCUCCACCCUUGAGUCUUUCCUCGGCCCUUCCUUCACAGUAGAGUCGGUGUUCAUGGACUCCAUCUUUAGUGAGUCGGCGGGCAAAAACCUCCCCUUCCUGUCUCUAAACCCCACCCUAGUCAGCAACAUCAGUGGGCCUCCUGUUCCAACUAAAACACACCCUCCUCCUAUCCCCAACCAUAUUUCCACCCAAAACCAGGCAACCCAUCACAGCCAAUCAAAUGGCCAGAUGGGAACCAGCCCAGCCAUAUCUGAAUAUAGCAAGGGCGUUGAUCCCAAUUGUGUGAAUAAUCCGGACCAGUCACUGAGCCCAGAGGACAACCAGUCUCUGUGGUAUGAGUACGGGUGUGUGUGAAUGACAGGGAGGUUCUGGCUUGCUGAUCUUUUUACCAGACUUGCGGUAAAGAGGGGAGAAUGAAAAGAAUGGAUAAAUGACAAAUCCUCCUCCUCCCCUGCAUGUAUUUAUUGGAGCACUAUCUCUGUCUGGUGUAUUUGUUUCGUUCUUUUCUGUUUGCCAUGGUGCUGGUUGGUGAAUCGCUGUUAUUUUUUUUUUAUUUUUAUUUUUUUUGUCACCUCCUGUUUUCUGCCUUGUUCUUAUCUCUGAGUUGAGACUUUGAUGAAUGUUCCUUAAUACAACAACCCUAUUAUUGUUUCCUCAUCAAAUCCGUUUCACUGGCUAACACUAUACUAUUAUCUGCAGUUUGGGGUUAAUGCAGGCUUAUUAUAUCUGUUAAUAGCUUACAUCUUUAUGUAGCAGUGAGCAGAAAUAUUGAAGAUUCAAUAAAUUUGUCACCAGGAUCCAUAAAAAAAAAAAAAAAAACCCACCAAAAACAUCUGAAUGUCAAAGCAUUGUGGGAGAGAUCUAGUAGCUGCAAUUUUUUAAUUACAAAUCCAAAUUUAAGAUUUUUUUUUUGUUAUGUAUCGGAUAAUAGCAUCAUUUUCCAUUUUCUGUUUAUGAUGUCUUGAUGAUGUAUGGGUGACUGAGUGUCUUUUUCACAGCUUUUUAACUCUGUUGCAUCAUUCAUUAAAUUGCACGGCUUUGUUCUGUCGACCUGAAACGCUCAUUUUGAUUGCUGUGAUCAAAAUGGUUAUCAUGUGUAUCUUCUUUUUGUUUGUGUUGAUGGUGUGUACUUUUGUUUUUGUACAUCUGACACCUUUCCUGUAUUUUCUUUGAUAUAUUAUUAACAGGAGCAUUUGUGCUGCGGGUUUUGAUCUGGUGGGUCUUAACGGACCUCUUGGGCUGGUGACAAAAUGAUGCAAGCUUCAUUCCCAAAAUGAUCUGAGGGAAGGGAUAGUUGGUUAAGUGAAAGUUGACAAUGAAGUUAGUGGAGUGUGACCAAGGUGAUUAUUAUAUUUUUAGUUUAAGGCAGCCCUUGAUGGAGGUAUUGAAACA